GCAACUUCGAGACAUUUAAAUUUUUUUUCUGUUUUCGUGCAAAUAUGCAUCGCAGUUUUUCAGUAGAAGAAAAUAAUGACCACAAGAGAAUUAUUUUCAACAAUGAUCAUGAUGAAGAAAAACCCACCACUGUACCACAAACAUUACUUAACGACUCUAAUAUUUCAGAUGUUGAAAAAUGUGAUAAAACAGACAAUGUCAGUCGUAUAGUGGAUGCUUUAAGAUGUGCACUUGUUAGUUUCGAAAGGCAUAUACAGGCAGAAAACAGUUGCACGGAUGAUAUUAGGAAUCUAUGCAAUGAAGCUAAAUCGUUGCAAGCAAAAUUAAGAGACAAAAAAUGUUUGAUAAUAAGUCAUUUUCAGAAUGUUUUUUCAAAUCUUGCUGAGGAAAAUUGAAAUGAUACUUGAACUAACUACGAGUCAAACUCAUCUUUUUUCAAAAAAUAAAUACAAGUUAUGCAUAUUUAU
Messenger RNA from Schistosoma intercalatum, 467 nucleotides. The record is from the annotation of a GenBank genome assembly. NCBI's taxonomy places the organism in Eukaryota, Metazoa, Platyhelminthes, Trematoda, Strigeidida, Schistosomatidae.